AGGAGGGACAGGAAAGCAUGACCGAAAGCGUGUGCCGGGAGGGAAAUGCAGGGUCCAGCUCUCCCGGCCCCGUACGGCCUCCGGUAUCCGGCCAGGGCGAGGGGCCGUGGCAGGACCUGUGGGGCUGGGGACAGGCUGGUGGCCCGUGUCGGGGCUGGGUGGCUUUGGCAGGUGGCUCUGCCCCGGGAAGGGGAGGAGGCUGCGCGGCACUCCCAGCCCGGCCGGCAUCCCUCGCCGCCGCCCCGCGAUGCUCCAGUCCCGGCUCAGCCUGGCAGCAGCGCAAGCAGGGAGGGCACCCUGGCCUGGAUGAAGGCAUGGAAGAGGACAACCGGACAGAGACCUGGCACCGAAGCCUCCAGGCAGUGCUUAAUGCCUUAAACCAGACGCUGCAUGGGGUCAUCCUCUGCCCCACUGACCGCCCUGCCACCACCACUGCCACUGCACGCAACGCCAGCGCCCGCCCGGGCCGUCCCGGCCGCAAUGACAAUGCCUACAUGUACAUCCUCUUCGUCAUGACGCUCUUCGCUGCCACGGUGGGGAGCCUCAUCCUGGGCUACACCCGCUCCCGCAAGGUGGACAAGCGCAGCGACCCGUACCACGUCUACAUUAAGAACAGGGUCUCCAUGAUCUGAGCCCGGCCCCAUUGCCUUGUCCCCUGGGAGCCAGUGGGUUUGGGGUCAUGUUGCUGCUGCGCAUCCUGCUGCUUGCAGGAUGGGGCAGCGCUGCUGGCCAUUCCGGCCCCAAAGCUGCUGGGAACCCCCUCCCCCGGUACCCCCGUGGAGGUGCUCAGCCCCGGUGUGAGCAGCACGGGGACAUCCUGGCCAGGCUACAGCUCCUGUCUGGCAGGAGCUGGCAGGGUGCGAUCCAUGGGCAGGUCCCGGUCCCGCAGACCCACCUCAGCUGAGCCCCAGGGCACGGGGAUGGCAGGGGCAGUUCCGUUCCCACCAUGGCCUGCUGAGGCUGGCAGGGGUCUUCAAGGAGAAAAAUUCACUAUUUCCCUGCUCAGACCAGCCAGCAUAGACCUCCGUGGGCUCCCACCAGCUUUGUGACACAGGCUAGCGAGCUUGGCUGGUGCUAAAACCCUGUAAUUUUUGAGCCGGGCUGGGCCUCGCUUUUCUGGCGGGGAAUUAAAGGAGGUGGCAGUUUCCA
Falco peregrinus (peregrine falcon) is the source of this 1149-nucleotide messenger RNA. It is a transcript of the gene KCNE3, whose product is annotated as potassium voltage-gated channel subfamily E regulatory subunit 3. Lineage: Eukaryota; Metazoa; Chordata; Aves; Falconiformes; Falconidae. The record is from RefSeq and is a predicted model, not a curated record. Gene Ontology annotation, biological process: potassium ion export across plasma membrane; ventricular cardiac muscle cell action potential; membrane repolarization during action potential. The coding region runs from base 18 to 632 and encodes 204 amino acids. Gene Ontology annotation, cellular component: membrane. The transcript is spliced from 2 exons. Gene Ontology annotation, molecular function: voltage-gated potassium channel activity involved in ventricular cardiac muscle cell action potential repolarization; potassium channel regulator activity; delayed rectifier potassium channel activity.